This is a messenger RNA of Onychostoma macrolepis, 4420 nucleotides long. It is a transcript of the gene stat1a, whose product is annotated as signal transducer and activator of transcription 1a. The coding region runs from base 209 to 2461 and encodes 750 amino acids. Lineage: Eukaryota; Metazoa; Chordata; Actinopteri; Cypriniformes; Cyprinidae. Gene Ontology annotation, biological process: response to peptide hormone; defense response; regulation of transcription by RNA polymerase II. The record is from RefSeq and is a predicted model, not a curated record. Gene Ontology annotation, molecular function: RNA polymerase II cis-regulatory region sequence-specific DNA binding; DNA-binding transcription factor activity, RNA polymerase II-specific. The transcript is spliced from 25 exons.
GCUCAAACACACACACACACACACACACGCUCCUCGCUCAGGAGUCGUCGGAGGUCUACUGGAAAGACUGCUGGGAAAUCAAUAACAAAUCGACGAUAACAGGGAACUAACCUGUUCUUCCGCUGCUGUGGAAGACAGAUUCAGUAUAUCCGUGGAUUCGUACUUUUACCGGAUUCGGAUAACGUUUGGGGCCCACAGAGUUGCAGAAAUGAGUCAGUGGUUGGAGCUUCAACAACUGGAUUCAAAGUUUUUGGAACAGGUCGACCAACUGUACGAUGACAGCUUUCCAAUGGCCAUCCGGCAGUACCUCAGCAGCUGGAUAGAAAGCCACGACUGGGACCAUGUUGCUAAUGUGGAGAACGAGUCUCUAGCCACUGUGAGGUUUCAUGAUCUUUUGACCCAGUUGGAUCACCAACACAGCCGCUUCGCGAUGGAGAAAGACUUCCUGAACCAGCACAACAUCCGCAAGAUCAAGAGGAACUUGCAGAGCCUCUUCCAAGACAAUCCUGUUUCCAUGGCGAUGAUCAUCAGUAGGAACCUUAGCGAGGAAAGGAAGAUUCUGACUGCUGCCCAAGUGUCAGAGAAUCGAACCGAAAGCACCCAAAAUGACAUGAUCGUGGAGAAACAUCGAGAAAUGGAUGGAAGGGUGAAAGACAUAAAGAUGAAAGUACAGGACGCAGAGCAGACUAUCAAAAAUCUAGAAGACCAGCAAGACGAAUACGACUUCAAGAGCAAAACUCUACAAAGCAGAGAGGAACUGAACGGGACCAUUUCAAAGGAAGACCUGAACCGUGAGAGACUGACUAUCCGUGCCAUGUCUAUGAAACUCAACGAAACAAGAAAGAAAGUGAUCAGUCAGAUGUCAGAGGUGUUGAACAAUAUAGAUCCGGUGGUCUUCGAGCUAAUUUCAAUAGAACUGGCCGAAUGGAGGCGCCGUCAACAGAUGGCUUGCAUCGGGGGACUAACCAAUGUCUGCUUGGACCAGCUGCAGAACUGGUUUACUUCUCUAGGAGAAUCUCUGCUUCAGCUCAGGCAGCAGCUCAAGAAACUUCUGGAGCUGGAGCAGAAAUUGACAUAUGAGCAGGAUCCCAUCACCCUCAGCAAAAGCACUCUGGACGACAGGAUCAUGUUGAACCUCAAAAAUCUCAUCACGAACUCCUUGGUAGUCGAGCGACAGCCAUGCAUGCCGACCCAGCUGCAAAGACCCUUGGUGCUGAAGACGGGUGUUCUGUUCACCCUCAAAUUACGGCUGCUCAUAAAACUUCAGGAAUUCAACCACACUGUUCGGGUGAAGGUGCAAUUCGACAAGGAUAUCGUUGAGAAACGGAAAGGGUUUCGCAUGUUUAACAUCUUGGGAACGGCCAUGAAGGUGAUGAACAUGGAGGAAUCCAAUGGGAUGGCAGCAGAAUUCCGUCAUUUGCAACUGAAAGAGAAGAAAGUUACCGGAAACAGAACAAGUGAGGGCCCUUUGAUCGUCACAGAGGAACUUCACUCCAUCACCUUUGAGGCUGAGCUCUGCUGGUCUGGAAUGGUCAUGAACUUUGAGGCUACAUCUCUGCCCAUAGUCGUGAUCUCCAACGUCAGUCAGCUACCCAGCGGAUGGGCCUCCAUCAUGUGGUACAACAUGCUGACUUCUGAGCCAAAGAAUCUUUCGUUCUUCGUGACUCCUCCUUCAGCCACGUGGGGGCAUCUAUCGGAGGUGCUGAGCUGGCAGUUCUCCUCCAUCACCAAAAGGGGUCUUAAUCAAGAACAGUUAAGCAUGCUGGGUACCAAACUCCUUGGACCUAAAGCAGUGAUGGAUCCUGAAGCUCAGAUUCCUUGGAAUAAAUUCUGCAAGUCUGGCAGUGAAAAGAAUUUCACCUUCUGGCUGUGGAUUGAAGGAAUUUUGGACUUAAUAAAGAGACACCUGCUGAGUCUGUGGGACGAUGGCUGUAUAAUGGGCUUUGUGACCAAGGACCGAACUAAAGCUCUGCUACAUGACAAAGCUUCCGGGACAUUUCUGUUGCGCUUCAGCGAGAGCAACCGUGAUGGAGCCAUCACGUUCAGCUGGGUUGAACACGACGCAAACGAAGAGCCACAGAUUCGCUCUGUGGAGCCCUACACGAAGAAGGAACUCUCUGCCGUCUCACUUCCUGACAUCAUUCGCAAUUAUCGCGUGAUGGCGGCUGAUAACGUCCCAGAAAACCCUCUGCGCUUCCUAUUUCCCAAUAUACCCAAAGAUGAGGCCUUCAAAAAAUAUUACUCCAAACCUACCGACAAACAAGAACCAAUGGAUGUGGAUAAGAAAUCAGAUGAGGGAUACAUCAGCACCACUCUCAUCUCCAUCUCUGAAAUGCAGCCACAAGACUAUAACGACACACUCAUGCCAAUGUCGCCUGAGGUUUACGGCGAGCUGGAGCGCAUGAACCGAUAUGUCACCGAUUCGUUAACUUUGGAGCCCUCAGACUUAAGUCUCUCGUAAGUGACCUGAAAGGACAGAUGAUGCAGAAAAAAUAGAAAUGUUUCCUUCAUUCUGUGUUUUUUCUGGAAUAACGCAAAUGAAAGAGGAAAAUCUAGUCAAGGUAUAGCCAUUGGGUUUAGUUGUCCUCUCUUUUUCAUUCUAACGUUAUUUAAAAAACACUGUAUACACUGUCAACUACAGUAUAAAGAAAACCAAACAGAUUGAAUUAACGCCUAUAGUAAUGCUACUGUUACCACAGCACUCAUUCAUAACUUUUUAGACAGUGAAGUUGUGUAUGAAUAGCACUUAAUUUUCUUAGAUGCCAAGUAAUAGAAAACAGAGGAGAAAGUGAACAAAAAAAGCUAGAUGGAUAAAUUUCACAAAAUCUAAUUUUCUGUAAAGAAAAUUAAACCUAUUUUUAGGACUGAAGAUUUUUUUAAGUUGAAUUAACAUUUACUGUAAUGCAAUCUUUUUGUAUUCAAAUCAGAAUAAAUUAUUGUAGUACAGGAAUUUAACAGUAAUAACAAAAUUACUGUAUUGCAGUAAUAAAAAUACAUUAUGAAAAUAAUGGGAAUGAACAAAAAAACCCAAUGGGUCUUCAACAAAAAUGGUCCUAAAAUAGGUUUUCUUUUCUUUAAGCAAGUUUUAGAUUCCAUAUUUUGGUUUUGGGAUAAAACACCCCAAAGAUUCAUCCAGAAAGAACUAUGACAUGCAAGAGUUCAGGUCUGACUAAAUCUUUUAAGCUGUUAGGUGUUUAUUUUCCUAACACCAUUUCUAAAUAUGUGAAAAAAAGACCAGUUUUCUUGAGAUUUUCCUUAACUUGCUGGUGCUCUGUUAGUGUUAUGUUCACUUUACGUACUUUGUUGUCAUUUCUCACUUUUUACACUGGAUUGUACUGCUGUUUAAUUACAGAGCAAUAUUUGUUCUUGUCUUAUUUGUUUUGGACAUGAUAGAAAGUUAUUACUGUGGGAGUCCAUCUUGUUUGGAAUGAGUUAAAAACAUGUGCACCUUAGAAACUUUCGGCACAGACCAACAAUACGCAAACCCCACAUUGGCGAAAGAAAAGGUAUUGUGUACGAACGUGUGAAAAACGUUGUUAAAAAACACUGAUAAACAUAUAAACGUUUAAAAAAUGUUGCAAAAAUGUUUUAAAAUUGCAUAAAAUUAUAUAUUUGAGAUAUUCAUCUAAUGGAUAUCUGUCUGAUGCAUGUACAGCUACAAGAUAAGAAAAAAUUAUAUCAAAAGCUAUGUAUGUUUAAAGUCUUUAUUGUUUUUAUCUAGUAUUUCUUGUGUGGAAUAUGACAUUAAAUUCAAACGAAUCUAGAACAUCUACAGCAUAGCAUUGUUAAAUAAUAAAAGCAAAUUAAAAGGAAAUCACAACAACAACAACAAUGCAAUACAUUCAUAGCAGUAAUAAACAAAUUCAGAAAAAAUUCGUAACAGCUUUCUCCGCAAAAACAAGAAAUUAAACAAUGCAACAAAAAUGGACUAAAGUGUGACAAGGAAACGAAUGAAGUUGGAUACGAUCAGUGACCUACUUUUGUUUGUACUGUCAAGUCUUUUGGUUGAGUUGCUUAAAUGUUUUCCAAUAAAUAAAUUGUCCACAGUUAAUCGUGUACACCCCCCACACACACAUUACAAAACACAUUUACAAUACUUUAACAACAGUAUCCCACUAGAAAAUAUUCACAUAGUUGAGAUCGACUUAGGUUUGGAGGUUUUUCAAGUAUAUGCGCGUCUCUUUGUCGUCCGUACUGUACAUUAGAACAAUCAAUGUGCUUUUCUGCAUACAACGUGCUUAUAGACAUGAACCCAACCGUUUAUGAAGUUACUUCACCAAAUUACACUGACGGGACAUGUUUAGACUGCAUUUUGACCAUCGCAGUCAGCGUUAAUUCCAGUGCAUUUUUGUUUGUUUAUUUUCGACUUUCAAUCCUACUUGUCAUUUCAUCAUGUACCGACAAUAAAACAGAAAAUGAA